UGUAUUUAAAUAGUGAACUUGUGAUAGUGGAAAUAGAGUAUCAUAUUAAAUAUAAGUCACUGUUAGUACUCAUGUUCCGGCUUGGUUGUUUUUCAUGCUUUGCUGACCCGCUACUCUAAGACCCUUAAUGGAAAAACAAAGGCUAAAAUGUCAUGUAUUUUUAAUCUUAGUUUUCAUUUCAAAUGUAAAUACAACGAAAUCGUGAGGGCGAAACUGAAAUGUGAACCCUUAGUGUUCAGUUUCGACCUACUUAUAGUAUGCACGAGAAUAUUUUUUCCAUUUCAUUUUAUUUCAGACAAAAAUUAUAAAUUUAUAACCUCCAAAAUACUCUUUGUUUCACGUAGAGAGGAUUUUGUAAAUAAUAAUAAACAAACGCUUCCCUUUUUUGCGUGAAUCAAAUUCGUUGAUAUUGAAGAACAUGUGUGGCAUCAAAAGAGCAYARCACGGUGGRGAACACCCCCUAGACUAGGUUUUAAAUGCAAAAUCAUGGUGAAAUUAUUUUAAAUUUGUUUUUCUAUGAAGGUAGUUUACUGGUGUUGUGCAAUUGUGUGGGGUUAACAAUUGUCUCUCAUGCUGAUACCAACGUGGCUCACUUGACUUUCGUUUCGCCUUCUUCAGCCUUUCACCUCGUCACUACAAGCAGUAAGCACAAAAACACACGUUUCUUAGGUGCAUUAUUCGCUUCAAUUCCGGUUCCGUUCGACUAGUAAGUCCACCUGUUAUUCAAUAGUUGCUUGGUCGUCGUUACAGCAACUCAAACACGUCACAAAUCAACAUAAAAAUUCUGACAUGGCUGUCAAAGUCACGUGACCUGAGGUUAUAUAUAUAUAUAUAAUAUCAGUCGACGCUGAUUCAUUGCGAUAUUCGACCAAGCCAGCCACAGCAAGGACUAGCUCUCAUGUACUUUCCGUUUGACGGUAAAUUGAAGCGAAUCUUAUUGARAURAGGUAUUGRUGAUCACAUAAGGUAAAUCUAUAAGUACAGAGGUCGACUGUCGCCUACGCUGAAUUUCAUGUGGUGACCAACUGAGCAUUGUAAACACUUCGAAACUUAUAAACGUGAAAUUUUCCAACUUGGACAAGAAAAAGCUUAACUGAAAUUCAACGUGACAUCAUCAGUUUCAGCAAAAAGCAGGUGCCUACACUGGACGAACUUGUCUCUUGAAUGCCUCACUUUGUGAAAUGAAAAAAUCAAACUGAAUUGGAAGCCAUUUGAAAGUCUGAUUCUUCUUCGCUUCAACUUCACAUGGCAAUAGAAGACAUGAUCAACUCAACCGUGCCAAGUAAUAUGACUGGCGUGGAGGACGUGGACAGCGCGGCGGUUCGCGCGUGUAAAGUUCUGGCCUACUGCCUCAUUAUUUUGAUGUCGCUGAUCGGCAACAGUCUYGUUAUUACUGUUAUUUACAAAGACAAAAGAAUGAAAACUAAYAUYAAUCGUUUCAUUGUGAAUAUGUGUAUAUCGGACAUUUUAAUGACUUUAUGGGUUUUGCCCCAAACUAUUUCUUCAAUUGUGCAUGAUGGUCGUUGGCAGGUGACGGGAGAUAUGGGGGAUUUCUUGUGUAAAAUGGUUCCUCUCUGGCAAGAUGUGAGUGCGGGAGUCUCCAUAUUUAGCAUGACAGUCAUCGCUUUUGAUCGUUUCUUUGCWAUCGUCCUUCCUUUCAAAGCGCAUGUGAUAACUACCAGAAGAUGCUAUCUUAUGAUAUUCUUAACGUGGUUCCUCUCUGUUAUAAUUCAUACGCCCUAUCUAUUUACCUUACGACUUUACCAAUUCGAUGAGGAUAAUAUACAAUGCAGACAGAUUUGGCCAAUUGAUCUCAUGGAAAAGAACAUCCCUACGAUAUUUUACUUGCUCCAGUUUUCCAUGUUAUAUGCCGUUCCUCUUCUGUCCAUCGCUUUUUUCUACACCGCCGUCAUUCUCGAGUUAAACCGCAAAUCCAAGACAGAGAACCAGAACAUAACACAGCAGCGCGCCAGACAGCGCGAGAACAGAGAAGUGUCUUUCAUGUUGAUAACUGUGGUUGUGUUGUUUGCUCUAAGUUGGGCACCGCUAAAUACCAUGGCGUUUUUACACUUUUUCAAAUGGGAAAAAGAAGGGGUUAGCCCGUCAUACGGUCGCACUUUACGCUUUGUAGCUGACUUCUUGAUUCACUCCAACUCGGCGCAAAAUGCUGUAAUUUAUUUUACUUUUAACAGUCGAUUCAAGCAAGGACUCAGAAAGAUAUGCUGCUGCCCCAGCGGCCGCGACCAUCAAGACAACGACAUUAGUAAUGGCUACUCGUCAAUGAGAUCGAAGCGUUGGUAUAUCAAGCGUGAUUGCGACACGAAUGUUGAUAGAGUAGAGCUUACUAGCAGAACUGGAAAUGGGGUUAUUUAGUAGGACAAAACAAGAUCAGUUCCUGUAUCAAGAAGUGCAAACAGAUAUGACUACAAAACCACUUGUAAAUUAUUCAUAAACUAAUAACUGACAAAAUAACUAGCUUAAAGAAACGCGUUUCCGAAACCGAAAUCUUAUUCCGAAAGCCACACUCGGAAGAGCAYUGAUAAACAUUUGUCAACAAUCGCUGAACUGAAUCAAGUAAUAUUUAAUGCAUGAAGAAAAAAACUCACUGCGUUGUAUUCAAUGUGAUCUCCCAUGUCAGCAUGUUGCUCUAAUCUCUUUUGGAAAUGUCAUAGUAUUAGAACUCCUCUUUCAUGUUUGUACCAGCAAUUAUUGUAGUGACAAGAAAAUAUUCUUGUACAGUUAUCUAAUUGUGUGCUCCAUGUAGUCCGUCAUUAGAAGCAAUAUCGAUAACUCUACUGCUAUGUUUUUUGUAUUUAUAGAAUUAUUUCUCAUUUCCAUUUCUUACAAAGUUGAUAACAGAUGUUAAAACUUUUUUGUUGUCAUCAUAGCGACGACUCAUAUUCAAAUCUUUUCAAACCCCGAGGCAUUGUGAGAGUUGUGUUUUAGCAAUAUUUUAGUUUUUUAAAGGAUACAUUACUCGGCUGAUAUAUCUAAUUUAUCAAGUAUAUUCGUACAUGACAUAAAAGACUAUUUCAUGUAAAUGAAGGAGGUGUAUGAUUUUUAUGUAAGUAAGUAGCCUUAGCUAUCCGGUGAUUACGAAAAGUGCUUUGAUACUAAUAACCCAUAUUUUUAAGAAAAACUCUUGAAAAUCACUAAGUAUCAAUAAACUUCCUUGACCACCGUACCGACUGUAAA
Molecule: messenger RNA, 3195 nt
Organism: Exaiptasia diaphana
Lineage: Eukaryota; Metazoa; Cnidaria; Anthozoa; Actiniaria; Aiptasiidae
Product: QRFP-like peptide receptor
Exons: 1
Coding region: 1246-2373 (375 amino acids)
Biological process (GO): G protein-coupled receptor signaling pathway
Cellular component (GO): membrane
Molecular function (GO): G protein-coupled receptor activity
Source: RefSeq, a predicted model, not a curated record